This is a messenger RNA of Sungouiella intermedia, 1263 nucleotides long. NCBI's taxonomy places the organism in Eukaryota, Fungi, Ascomycota, Pichiomycetes, Serinales, Metschnikowiaceae. The record is from the annotation of a GenBank genome assembly.
AUGUCGUCAAUGGGAACGCCUGCGGUUGUCAUGGACAACGGUACCGGAUUGACCAAGUUGGGAUUUGCCGGAAACGACUCUCCCUCGUAUGUUUUCCCCACUGCUAUCGCGACAUCCACCGCUGCCAGUAAAGGCGCCAAAUCCUCCACUUCCGCCAACUCCUUUUUGAGCUCCAAGCGUGGCUUGGAAGACUUGGACUUUUUCAUUGGUGAUGAGGCAUUGAGCGCCGCCACAGGCCCCAACUACUCGUUGUCGUAUCCGAUUAGACAUGGUCAGAUCGAAAACUGGGACCACAUGGAGAGAUUCUGGGAGAACUCCAUCUUUAAGUACCUCAGAUGUGAGCCCGAGGAUCACUACUUCUUGUUAACCGAGCCUCCUUUGAAUCCGCCGGAAAACAGAGAAAGCACUGCCGAAAUCAUGUUUGAAACUUUCAACUGUGCUGGUUUGUACAUUGCAGUGCAGGCUGUGUUGGCAUUGGCUGCCUCGUGGACGUCGUCAAAGGUCCAGGAUAGAUCAUUGACCGGAACUGUCAUUGAUUCAGGAGACGGUGUCACCCACGUUAUUCCAGUGGCUGAGGGAUAUGUGAUUGGUGGAGCCAUUAAGAACAUUCCGUUGGCCGGAAGAGAUAUCACACUCUUCAUCCAGUCGUUAUUGCGUGACAGAGGAGAAGCUGACACGUCAUUACAGACCGCAGAGAAGAUCAAGCAGCAAUUCUGUUACGUGUGUCCAGACAUUGUUAAAGAGUUCAAGAAGUUCGACCAGUAUCCACAAGAAAAGUUUGCUCAGUACAUUGUGGAGACAGCAGCAAGAAGCAAAACGGUCGAUGUCGGAUACGAGCGGUUUUUGGCCCCGGAAAUCUUCUUCAACCCAGAAAUCUUCUCUUCAGACUACUUGACUCCAUUGCCCACAGUGGUGGACCAGGUGGUUCAGUCAUCGCCAAUUGACGUGAGAAAGAAAUUGUAUAAGAAUAUCGUGUUGUCUGGAGGUUCCACCAUGUUCAAGGACUUUGGCCGUAGAUUGCAGAGAGACAUCAAAUCGUUGGUGAACGAAAGAAUUGAGAUCAGCGAGAAGUUGAGCGGAGUCAAAAGUACCGGUGUGGAGGUCCAGGUGAUUUCCCACAAGAGACAACGGAAUGCUGUGUGGUUUGGAGGUUCGUUGUUGGCACAGACUGCUGAAUUCAAGAGUUACUGUUACACCAAGCAAGACUACGAUGAGUAUGGACCCAGCAUCGUGAGAAACUUCUCGUUGUUCUCUGUGCCAUAG